Synchiropus splendidus (mandarinfish) is the source of this 1154-nucleotide messenger RNA. Its product is annotated as GTPase IMAP family member 4-like. NCBI's taxonomy places the organism in Eukaryota, Metazoa, Chordata, Actinopteri, Syngnathiformes, Callionymidae. Bases 49 to 1062 code for a protein of 337 amino acids. The record is from RefSeq and is a predicted model, not a curated record. Gene Ontology annotation, molecular function: GTP binding. The transcript is spliced from 3 exons.
CAGGACAGCAUUGGGAAAUUGUAUUUUAUUUUUUAUUAAUUGGGAGCAAUGGCUGAAGCAAUACCGCUGCGAGAGAAAAAGCAGAGAACUCUCCCUCGGUCUGAUGGGUGUGGUCUGAAUAACUUCGAAGGUCUGGAUUUUUCAGGUGGACUCAGAAUCGUGUUGGUUGGAAAGACCGGCUCGGGAAAGAGUGCCACGGGAAACACUAUUCUUGGCAGGUCUGUGUUCAAAGAGGACCCCAGCCCGGUCUCCAUCACCAAACACUGUGAAACCGACAGCGGGGAGGUGGAUGGGACGACGGUGCAGGUCAUCGACACACCGGGGCUGUUUGACACCGCCAUCACAGAGGAAGAUCUAAAAAUGAGAAUCGAGGAGUGUGUGAAGAUGUCAGUGCCCGGGCCUCACGCCUUUCUCCUGGUGAUCAGGCUGGGAGUCCGCUUCACAGAGGAGGAGAGGAACGCUGUCAAGUGGAUCCAGGAUAACUUUGGAGACGACGCUUCCAUGUACACUAUCAUGCUCUUCUCGUGUAAAGAUCAGGCCAAAGCGGACAGUGCCCUGAAGGAGUGUAAGGAGCUGCGUCGGCUCUCCAUCACGUUUGGACGUAGAUAUCACGCCUUCAACAACAAAGACCCAGAAGACCGCCUUCAGGUCAAAGAGCUUAUCACCAUGAUCAAGGAAAUGGUACAAGACAAUGGAGGCAAACACUACACCAACGAGAUGUACGAGAAAGCUCAGAGAAAGCUGAAGGAGGAGGAGGAGCGGAAGAAACUGGAGGAAGAAGAGAAGAAGCAGGAGGAGCGGAAAAUGUGGGACGCGGAGAGAGAGAAGAUGGAGAAAGAGAGAGAAAGGAUGAAAAAGGCUAAAAGGAAGAACAUCCGAGUGGCCUCGGCCGCUGCCGUGGUCUUGGUGUUGGCCGGUGUCAUCAUUGCUGUGGGAGCAAACACCCUCGUAGCGUUGGCUCUCGGAGCACCGGUACUAGUUUUGGGAAUACUCUGUGGCCUGGCUGCCAUCUGUUUAUGGAAAGGUGUUCGAUGCAAUGCUAAAGACAACGUGCCUGUAUAACUGGACUCUCCGGAUCGACAACAUCCAAAGAACCUGUGAGUGGGAGAUGAAUGAACUCACUCAAUGCAAAUACUAGAGUUACUGUAAGAGAG